Sungouiella intermedia is the source of this 528-nucleotide messenger RNA. The record is from the annotation of a GenBank genome assembly. Lineage: Eukaryota; Fungi; Ascomycota; Pichiomycetes; Serinales; Metschnikowiaceae.
AUGACUGAAACAAACAAAUCUUCAACUCAAUAUAACAAGGAAUUCUACUCACUAAGCGCGACAGAUGAGUUAGGAAAAGAAAAAAGCUUCGAGUCUCUACGAGGAAAAGUGGUGGUGAUUGUCAAUGUGGCCUCACUAUGUGGAUUCACACCUCAAUACAAAGACCUAGAAUAUUUACAUCAAAAAUACCAUGGUCAAGGCUUGGAAAUUUUGGCAUUUCCAUGCAACCAAUUUGGUGGCCAGGAGCCGUCGAAUCACACGUCAAUUCAAAAGUUUGUACGGACAAACUUCAAUGUCACGUUUCCAAUUCUCCAAAAAGUGGAGGUCAAUGGUAAUAGUGCCCACCAGGUGUAUUCGUACCUCAAAGAGCAAAAGCAUGGAGCUUUAGGGUUCAAAGGAGUCCGGUGGAACUUUGAAAAGUUUGUAGUUGAUAGAAGGGGGAAUGUGGUUGCUCGCAUUCUCUCUGGUACUACUCCAGACCAGAUGGAGCCACUAAUAUCGCAAUUAUUGGAACUCAAAAUAGAAUAG